Rangifer tarandus platyrhynchus (Svalbard reindeer) is the source of this 2697-nucleotide messenger RNA. Lineage: Eukaryota; Metazoa; Chordata; Mammalia; Artiodactyla; Cervidae. The record is from the annotation of a GenBank genome assembly.
AUGUGGAAGAGAUCUGAACAGAUGAAAAUACAAUCAGGAAAAUGCAACAUGGCAGCAGCGAUGGAAACAGAACAGCUGGGUGUUGAGAUCUUUGAAACCGCAGAGUGUGAGGAGAAUAUUGAAUCACAGGAUCGGCCUAAAUUGGAGCCAUUUUAUGUCGAGCGAUAUUCCUGGAGUCAGCUUAAAAAGCUGCUUGCUGAUACCAGAAAAUAUCAUGGCUACAUGAUGGCUAAGGCACCACAUGAUUUUAUGUUUGUGAAGAGGAAUGACCCAGAUGGGCCUCAUUCGGACAGGAUCUAUUACCUUGCUAUGUCUGGUGAGAACAGAGAAAAUACACUGUUUUAUUCUGAAAUUCCCAAAACCAUCAACAGAGCAGCAGUCUUAAUGCUGUCUUGGAAGCCUCUUUUGGAUCUUUUUCAGGCAACACUGGACUAUGGAAUGUAUUCUCGAGAAGAAGAACUAUUACGGGAAAGAAAACGCAUUGGAACAGUUGGAAUUGCUUCUUAUGAUUAUCACCAAGGAAGUGGAACAUUUCUAUUUCAAGCUGGUAGUGGAAUUUACCAUGUAAAAGAUGGAGGGCCACAAGGAUUUACUCAACAACCCUUACGGCCCAAUUUAGUGGAGACUAGUUGUCCCAACAUUCGGAUGGAUCCAAAACUAUGCCCAGCUGAUCCAGACUGGAUUGCUUUUAUACAUAGCAAUGAUAUUUGGAUAUCAAACAUUGUAACGAGAGAAGAAAGGAGGCUCACUUAUGUGCACAAUGAGCUAGCCAACAUGGAAGAGGAUCCCAGAUCAGCCGGAGUUGCUACCUUUGUUCUUCAAGAAGAAUUUGAUAGAUACUCUGGUUAUUGGUGGUGUCCAGAAGCUGAAACAACUCCCAGUGGCAGUAAAAUUCUUAGAAUUCUAUAUGAAGAAAAUGAUGAAUCUGAGGUGGAAAUUAUUCAUGUUACAUCCCCUAUGUUGGAAACAAGGAGAGCAGAUUCAUUCCGUUAUCCUAAAACAGGCACAGCAAAUCCAAAAGUCACUUUUAAGAUGUCAGAAAUACUGAUUGAUGCUGAAGGAAGGAUUAUAGAUGUCAUAGAUAAGGAACUAAUUCAGCCUUUUGAGAUUCUGUUUGAAGGAGUUGAAUAUAUUGCCAGAGCUGGAUGGACUCCAGAGGGAAAAUAUGCGUGGGCCAUCCUACUAGAUCGGUCUCAAACUCGCCUACAGAUAGUGUUGAUCUCACCUGAAUUAUUUAUCCCAGUAGAAGAUGAUGCCAUGGAAAGACAGAGAUUCAUCGAGUCAGUGCCUGACUCUGUGACACCACUGAUUAUCUAUGAAGAAACAACAGACAUCUGGAUAAAUAUCCAUGACAUCUUUCAUGUUUUUCCCCAAAGUCAUGAAGAUGAAAUUGAAUUUAUUUUUGCCUCUGAAUGCAAAACAGGUUUCCGUCAUUUAUAUAAAAUCACAUCCAUUUUAAAGGAGAGCAAAUAUAAACGAUCCAGUGGUGGGCUGCCUGCCCCAAGUGAUUUCAAGUGUCCUAUCAAAGAGGAAAUAGCAAUUACCAGUGGUGAAUGGGAAGUUCUUGGCCGGCAUGGAUCUAAUAUCCAGGUUGACGAAGUCAGAAAGCUGGUAUAUUUUGAAGGCACCAAAGACUCUCCUUUAGAACAUCACCUGUAUGUGGUCAGUUAUGUAAAUCCUGGAGAGGUGACGAGGCUGACUGACCGUGGUUAUUCACAUUCUUGCUGCAUCAGCCGGCAUUGUGACUUCUUUAUAAGUAAGUAUAGUAACCAGAAGAAUCCACACUGUGUGUCCCUUUACAAGCUGGCAAGUCCUGACGGUGACCCAACCUGCAAAACAAAAGAAUUCUGGGCCACUAUCUUGGAUUCAGCAGGUCCUCUUCCUGACUAUACCCCUCCAGAAAUUUUUUCUUUUGAAAGCACUACUGGAUUUACAUUGUAUGGGAUGCUGUACAAACCUCAUGAUCUACAACCUGGAAAGAAAUACCCCACUGUGCUGUUUAUAUAUGGUGGUCCUCAGGUGCAGUUGGUGAAUAAUCGGUUUAAAGGAGUGAAGUACUUCCGACUGAACACCCUGGCCUCUCUGGGCUAUGUGGUUGUGGUGAUAGACAACAGGGGGUCCUGUCACCGAGGGCUUAAAUUUGAAGGCGCCUUUAAGUAUAAAAUGGGUCAAAUAGAAAUUGACGAUCAAGUGGAAGGACUCCAGUAUCUAGCCUCUCAAUAUGAUUUCAUUGACUUAGAUCGUGUGGGCAUCCAUGGCUGGUCCUAUGGAGGAUACCUGUCCCUAAUGGCGUUAAUGCAGAGGUCAGAUAUCUUCAGGGUUGCUAUUGCUGGGGCCCCAGUCACUCUGUGGAUCUUCUAUGAUACAGGCUACACGGAACGUUAUAUGGGUCACCCUGACCAGAAUGAACAGGGCUAUUACUUAGGAUCUGUGGCCAUGCAGGCAGAAAAAUUCCCCUCUGAACCAAAUCGUUUACUACUCUUACAUGGGUUCUUGGAUGAGAAUGUUCAUUUUGCACACACCAGUAUAUUACUGAGUUUUUUAGUGAGGGCUGGAAAGCCAUAUGAUUUACAGAUCUAUCCUCAGGAGAGACACAGCAUAAGAGUUCCUGAAUCUGGAGAACAUUAUGAACUGCAUCUUUUGCACUACCUUCAAGAAAACCUUGGAUCACGUAUUGCUGCUCUGAAAGUGAUAUAA